AUGUUUACCUUUCUUGUUAUUAUUGUAAACGUAUUGGUUUGCAUAUGUUUCUUGAAUACAAAAUAUCAGAUACAACUAGAUUAUAGUGUACCUAGUACCCUAAUUAAUUUAGAUAGAUCCUUAAAAUAUACAAAUAUAACUGUAGGAAAGGAUUCCUUUCUUUGUAUAUUAGAUAAGUCUGAUAGUUUUGAUACCUGUGAAAAAUAUGAUUUGUUGAAAAAUGUCGAUGAGUUUUACCCUGAUGGGGUUGAAGAACAAAAAGGAGUAAACAAUAAUAAUAAAAAAAAUAAAAAAAAUAACAAUAAUAAUAAUAAUAAAAAAAAUAAAAAAAAUAACAAUAAUAAUUAUAAUAAUAAUUAUAAUAAUAAUAAUAAUUAUAAUAAUUAUAAUUAUAUUUAUAAUAAACAUAUUGACAAUAAUGGUGACCAUCAAAUUAAUAAUGAUUCUUUUACAAAGUACAAUAUUUAUGAUAAUGUUGAAGAACAGCUAAAGAAAAACUACCUUAUAAAAUAUUCAGAUAAUAAUAAUAAUAAUAUGAACUAUAAUUUAUAUCUAGAGGAAGAUAACUAUGAGAUUGAAUAUCAGAAUGUGGAUAACUGGAUGAAUAUAAAAGGAAAUGAAGUUCAAAAUAAUAUUAUAAAAGAUAUUGAUGAUAAUACAAGUCCUAAACAAAGUAGUAAUAAUAAAGGUUGGACAUGUAAUCAUGUAUUGAAUAGAUUAAAUGAUAAAUAUUCUAAAGAAUUAAAAAAAAAAAAAAAAAAAAACACACAAAAAAAGAAAUAUCCUUAUGAUUACUUUUGGAAGGAAAGAAAUGAAAAGGCUGAUAAAUUAAAUAAGACAUUUAGUUGUAAUUUUCAAAAGGUAUAUGAUUAUAUUUUUUAUAAACAUAAAAUGAAUGCAUAUCAUAAAUAUAGAAUAUAUAAUAAUAUUAAUGAUGAUAUAUUAUUAAAGAAUCAUAUAAUAAAAGGGAAAAUGUUAACUAUAAAUAAUACAUGUGUUGAUGCGUUUUCUAAUGGAAAUAUAUUAAAAAUAUGUUUAAAUAAAUCUAUAUCAUUUAUAACCAAAAGAUAUCCUACUAAACAUAAAAAACAUAUUACUAUAUCAAAUUAUGCUGUAGGAAAAGAUUUAUUAUUUUCUAAUAAUACUGUAGUACAAUAUUAUAGUGAUGGCAAAUAUUUUUUUGAAGUACUUUUUUUAUGUGGUAAUAAUAAUUUAAGAGUUAAUAGUUUUGAAAAGUUAUAUAAUAUAUAUUAUCCAUUUAUUUUUCAAAUAUAUGAACAUAUCAAUACAACAAUUACAAAAUUAUAUAAUAUUAUAAUAAAAAGAUUAAUAGAUAAUGAUGUAUAUUUUUUUAAAUCAUUUUCUAAUUAUCAAUAUUCUGAACAAUAUUAUAAAUCAUUAAAACAGAAAUUAAUACAUAAUUUAAAUUUAUAUUAUCCUGAAGCUAUAUAUUUAUAUCGUAUUACAUUAAGUGGUUAUAUGUUUUGUAAUUAUACUGAGAAAAUAAAUCCACCAAAUUUUUUUCUUUUAAAAAAUUUAAUGAAUAAAUGUCAUCAUUUUAUUAGAGAAGAUGAUACCAUGUUUGAAAUAUGUUUACCUUAUAGUGUUAUUCAAUAUAAAAAAAAUGUUUUUGGAAAAGAAAAAUAUCCAUUAGUUUUAUUAGGAUCUUCAUAUAAUUCACUUAAUCAAGGUAAACCCUUUUAUGAAAAAAUGUAUGAUAUCUUCCCUGUUCUAAAAUCUAAUCAUAUGAUGAAAAAAAAUUUGGAAUAUUAUAAUCAAUUCAAAAAAACACACCUUUCUACAGCGAAUUCUUUCAAUACACAACAAAAGUUUGUAUCAUCAACGAAUAAAAAUAAUUCAAAUAUAUCAGAUGUAAAAUAUGAUUAUGCAAAUAAAAAAACAUUAAAUUCUCAACAAAUAUUAUCAUCUCUAGAGGAAUUUACUAUAAAAAGUGGAUUAUCAUCAAAUAAUGUGGUAACACAAAAUAAUGUGGUAGCACAAAAUAAUGUGGUAGCACCAAAUAAUAUGGUAACACAAAAUAAUAUGGUAACACAAAAUAAUUUAACACAAAAUAAUUUAACACAAAAUAAUUUAACACCUAACAAUUUAACACCUAACAAUUUAACACCUAACAAUUUAACACCUAACAAUUUAAGUUCAAACAAUUUAACACCAGAUAAUACUUCUACUGCCAAAAGGGUAUCCUCAUCAAGUACCUUAUCACCUCCAAAUUUAUUUCCAUCAUCAUUUAAUGUGUCUUAUACUCCUUUUUAUAUAACCUCCCUUUCUGCUUACUUUUCUUCAUCAGCACACCGUAUGCCAUAUGUAAGUUCCUAUAUAAUUGACAAGCCACUUGAAGUACUUAAAUAUGGAAAUGGCAGUUUUUAUAAAGCUUUAGCUUUUGAUUUGAAAGGAGGGAAAUGUAUAGAUUCGUUAGACGAAGUUCAUGAUUUCUUAACAACCAUAUAUUUUGAUUGUUCUUUAAAUUAUAAAAGUGGAACACAAACAAAAGUUGUUAAUGUCUUUCAAUCAACUGAGUGUCAUUAUUAUGUUCAUAUGACUUCACCAUAUGUGUGUGCUCAUCCAAUGUUACAUAUGCCAAUGAAAUCAAAAAAUGAGACAGUAAAAUGUUUUAGGAAUAUAUAUGCAGCUAGUUCUCAGCUUCAGGAUAAGUGGGCCAACAAUAUGUUUAAUAAUAUUAUGUAUAAUAAGAAGGAUGAUAUAUCUAAUAUUAUAAGUAGUAAUAUAACUAAUGAGAAUAAUAAUAAUAUGAAUAAUAUGAAUAAUAUGAAUAAUAUUAAUAAUAUGAAUAAUAUGAACAAUAUGAAUAAUAUGAACAAUAUGAAUAAUAUGAAUAAUAUGAAUAAUAUGAAUAAUAUUUGGAGUGAUCAAAAUAUAUCAUAUGAUAAAAAUCCGAAUGGAUAUACAUUUCCUAAUUUUUUUUUCAAUAAAGAAGAUAUAUUAAAGAAUGAUCAUUUUAUUAGUAAUGAUGAUAAAAUGAAUUUGUUUGAAUUUUAUGUGUUACAAAAUAAAAUAUUUAAAAAUAAAAAUUUCCUAUCCUUUGAAGCUAUACCCAAAGAUACAGAAAUAAUAUUUGGAAAAAAUUAUCAUUUUGGUUUAGGAAAUUAUGUAAGGAAACGAAUUUAUAAAUCCACUCCCAUAUUUCAUAUUGGAAAUAUUGUAAGACACAAAUACUGGAAUUAUCAAGCUGUAGUUGUUAGUUGGGAUUAUUCAUGUUUUGCUACUAAUGAAUGGAAAAAAAAAUCAUUCUCUGAAUAUCCCCCUGAAUUUCAAAAUACUGUUCAUUAUCUUCUCUUAAUAAAUAACAAGAAGAAAACAAAUGAAAAUGUAUUUUGUUAUACUAAGGAUCAAACUAGAAAAAAAUCUAACAUAGGUAAUAAGAAAAAUAAGAAUGUAAAUAAUAAUAAUAAUAAUAAUAAUAAUAAUAAUAAUAAUAAUGGUGAUGAUGAUUGUGAUGGUAAUGAUUAUUAUGGGCAUCAUUUUAAUCAGCAUGAUAAAAAUAGAAAUAAUAAAAAUAAAAUGAAUUAUGAUACUAAUGACAAAUUAAAAUAUAAUAAAAAUUAUCAAGAUGAAGAAGAAAAAAAAGAAAAUGAUACUAUUCAAAGUGAUCAGGAAGUUUUUCAUUUUGCUUAUGUACCAGAAGCAAGUUUAAUUUAUGGUGAUGAAAUUAUAUAUAAUGAAUAUUUAUAUGAAUUUUUUGAAAAAUAUAAUAAUUCCUUUCAUUUUUAUAUUCCUAAAAAAAAACAUAUCAUAUGGAAACUAUUCCCAUAUGACUUUUUUAAUUUAAUCUUUUGA
Plasmodium adleri (nom. inval.) is the source of this 3816-nucleotide messenger RNA. Its product is annotated as Cg1 protein. The record is from RefSeq and is a predicted model, not a curated record. Lineage: Eukaryota; Apicomplexa; Aconoidasida; Haemosporida; Plasmodiidae. Bases 1 to 3816 code for a protein of 1271 amino acids. Gene Ontology annotation, molecular function: DNA binding. The transcript has a single exon.